AUGGCCCCUCCCGCUCGCACACCGCAACAAAUCACGCUCGGUGACAUCCUCCGAGCCCAAUGGAACGACCCCGAGGUACGCCCCGACGCUGUUCCCGCUCUGACCCGCAAGAACCCACCGAUUCACCUUCUCAUCUUUUGAUCGUUCCCACAGUCGUACAAGGCCAACUUUGGGAUCGGAGUCGCCGUCGCAACGUUCGCCUCGGCGAUCGUCGUCCUCUCCCAGUUCGGCGAUCUGCUGGUGCCUCGGUUCUGAUCGAAGCAUUUCGUCGACCGCACUGUAACCAUAAUCCAUGCCUCUGAAAAUCAACGUCAUCACUCGCAAAACUCUGAUGGCCGAGAGAACGAGGCCACUUGAGAUGACCCAGAAAGUUGUGUGCAAAUCUUGAGCCAAAUAUCAAUCAAGCCUGUCCGGGCCGACUCCCUGGCCACGGCCCAGCCAACCAACGCUGCCCCCCAGACAUGGACUUUUUGUACUGUGCAGGCAUGAAUCCACAGCGGGAAAAAAGGAAAAGCUGAUCUGCCCGCUGACUCCCGCUGACGGUGCCGUACGACGGUACGACUCGGAGUGAAGCGCGCGUCAUUUGACCAGCAGGGUUGAGCAGUGUUUGAGCCCCGAAUAAAGUCAAAAGUCCAUCCAGCUUUGGCACAGCAGUUCUGCCUCUCUCCGCGCACCCUCUUGAGCUGCGUACAAUCUGUCCACCAUGUGAGUUGUACCCCCACACCGGGCGCUGAACAGUCUCUUGCUGCUUUGCAAGCCCGUCCCUUCCCUCCGACUCGAUCGAACCGCUUGCGCGUCCACCCACCACCGACCCAUACCGUACGACCGCCGCCGUCGCCACACGACUCCACAUUCGCAUCCACCUGCGCUGCGAGCUCGUGUCGCAUUCGCCCAUCGCUGACCUCAUCGCAUCCUCUCCGUGCUCAGGGUCUCGAUCACAUUCAAGACGCUGCAACAAAAGCAGUUCAAGAUCGAGGCGCAACCGACCGACACCGUCAGUAGGACUCCCACGACAUUUCGUCCCAUUCGUUCUCAGCGGGCUCACAUCCUACACCUUCCUGGCUCGCCACAGGUGCUCGACCUCAAGAACAAGAUCCAAGCCGAACAGGGAUUCGAGGUGGCAUCUCAAAAGAUCAUCUUCAGCGUGCGUUCGGAUCCGCAAAGCCCACACCCGAGCUUGCUUCCAAGAGCUGAUGUCCGAGUCGGUCUCUCUACAGGGCAAGAUUUUGGCCGACGACAAGACCGUUGCGGAUGCCAACUUCAAGGAAAAGGAUGCAAGUUCCACGCACAAGUCCACUCGACCCACUGGACCGACCGAACCGAGCUGA
This is a messenger RNA of Microbotryum saponariae, 1328 nucleotides long. The record is from the annotation of a GenBank genome assembly. NCBI's taxonomy places the organism in Eukaryota, Fungi, Basidiomycota, Microbotryomycetes, Microbotryales, Microbotryaceae.